AAGUAAAGAUGGCAGCGCCCAAGAAACGCGAAUGGCGGUUGCAGUAGUUUACGUAGUUGAGCCAUAGCCGCCAUAGCCUAUGGUUGAGCCAUAGUCUCCAUGGCCAUAGUAGAGGAGACGCAUCCCGGACGCUCGCACUGUCACCGUGUGCAGGUUUUCCGCGUCAGUCGUCCUUAUUAUCCUGAAUUAUCAACGUACUAACCCUGCGUGUGUGGCUUACGUUUCCAAGAAUACUACUGGACGGAGAACCUCGUCCAUCACCAUGCUAGCUGUUUGCGCUGCUCACGGCUAAACGAGCAUCGCCGGUGAUGUACUCUUUCACGACGUACUCUUUCACGAUGUGCUCUUUCACGACUUCCCAUAUGAGAAAAAAACAAUCUCCACAGUGGACAGCUGCUGUGAAAUGAAGUAACUUCAAGCCUUCGAUUACCACUGCUCUCUACUCAAAACAUUUUCGUGACAGUGACUACCAUCAGAUUUUAUCGCUGAAGCGUAAUGGGAACACCGGCGAAACCUGCUCGAGCAAGGCCUGGCGUGGUGCCGUCGAUCUUCGUUUAUGAACGGAACGAAUCGCAGGAACCGAAAGCAGCAUUCUCGAAGAGGCCAGAACAUGAGAUUGUUAGACAGUUGCUCUCCGGAGACAUUACCACCGGCCGCACGCCAGGACCAAGUCAGUGUAGCGAAAGAGAUCAAGAUGACAUUGCAGUAGAGCCAGUACAUCAGGCAGCAGUGGGUCUGGCUUGUGAGUUGGGACAGGCUGUAGAAACAUCACCAGAGGCAGCAUGUGAAUUGAACCAUGUUUCAGAUAAAUCUUUUCAAGUGCGAAUACCAACCAGCCAGAAAGCAUCACAAGCAAAUGGAAUGAAAAUUCUGUCAUCAACUGCUACACAAACAGAACCAAAUAUUGUUUCUUCAGGCUCCUUCUCUUUUGUGUCCUUGGAACGGUCUUCUUUCUUGGGAUGUGUACAAGGCCGACUUCAGUCCUGCCUGCAGUGCAGCUAUGUGACCCUGGACAAAUCGACUAUGGACAGGCACCUUCAGAAACACAUGGGAAAGCAGCCUUGUGAGGCACAUCCGCGUGCACAACAAGAGAGCAGCCCUUUUGCUGUGUCCACUGCAAUGGGACCUUUCUGCUGGAAAACAGCCUCAUGA
Molecule: messenger RNA, 1152 nt
Organism: Rhipicephalus sanguineus (brown dog tick)
Lineage: Eukaryota; Metazoa; Arthropoda; Arachnida; Ixodida; Ixodidae
Exons: 5
Coding region: 496-1152 (218 amino acids)
Source: RefSeq, a predicted model, not a curated record